Molecule: messenger RNA, 1699 nt
Organism: Melanotaenia boesemani (Boeseman's rainbowfish)
Lineage: Eukaryota; Metazoa; Chordata; Actinopteri; Atheriniformes; Melanotaeniidae
Gene: jazf1b
Product: JAZF zinc finger 1b
Exons: 5
Coding region: 110-841 (243 amino acids)
Cellular component (GO): nucleus
Source: RefSeq, a predicted model, not a curated record
UCGGAGAAGUCACUGCACCGCUUGUGCCGCUCCAGCUGUUCUCACCGCUGUCUGCCCCGCUGUUUCCCCUCCUCUGCCGCCUGCCCUCAUUUCUGAUGCAGCAGCGACCAUGACGGGCAUCGCGGCUGCUUCUUUCUUUUCUAAUGCUUGCAGGUUCGCUGGCUGCGGACUUCACUUUGACUCUCUGUCCGACCUCAUCGUGCACAUCGAGGAUAAUCACAUCGACACAGACCCCUGUCUUCUGGAGAAGCAGGAGCAGCAACAGCCGACAUAUGUGGCUCUCAGCUAUAUCAACAGGUUUAUGACGGAUGCUGCGAGGCGAGAACAUGAAGCCUUGAAGAAAAAGGUGCAGCCCAAGCUGUCCCUGUCUCUGACAGGCAGUCUGGCACGCAGCAAUGUUUCCACCCCACCCCGCCACACCAGUGGAAACCUCACCCCUCCAGUCACCCCACCAAUCACCCCCUCCUCUUCUUUCCGCAGCAGUACACCUACAGGUAGCGAGUGUGAUGAAGAGGAUGUAGACUUUGAGGAGUCUGACAGUGAUGAGUCAUGGACCACAGAGAGCGCCAUUAGCUCUGAGUCUAUUCUUAGUUCCAUGUGCAUGAAUGGAGGAGAUGAGAAGCCUUUUGCAUGUCCUGUACCAGGCUGUAAAAAGAGAUAUAAGAAUGUUAAUGGAAUCAAGUAUCAUGCCAAGAACGGCCACCGGACCCAGAUCAGGGUGCGCAAACCUUUUAAGUGCCGGUGUGGGAAGAGCUACAAAACUUCUCAGGGUCUCCGCCACCACACCAUCAACUUCCACCCACCCAUCUCUACCGACAUCAUCCGUAAGAUGCAGCAGUAGAGACGGACUGGAUGACCAGCAUCCUCCCUCAGGCUGUGUAAACACCUAUCCCAACACCACAAUCAUCAGCAGUUGUUUCUCUUUCUGAUGUGUCUCCCUCACCCGUACACCCUGCUUCUACUUAGUUAUGACACUAUAUUUUGAUUGCAUUACAAAAAUGUAUUAUUGUUCAACCUUAAUUUUGAUUCAAAAUGUUAAAUUUUUGCAUAGUUCAGUUUUGUAUUUUGCACAUUUUAGCUAUCAUUUAUCUAACUUUAUUAUUCUUUGACUUACCUUAUUGAUGAGGAGAAGCUGCAAACUUGAGAAGGGCCAGCUCAUAUGUAGCCUUGCAUGUGAACUACUUUAACUUAAAAGUAGUGGUUUGGAUGUUUUUGAUACUAUAAAAAGAGGCACCAUUACCUUGUCUCUGUCAUAUCAAACAGUGUCUCUUCUGAGCCUAAAUUAUGACAAAUAAACAAUUAUUGUAUUAUAACAUUAGAAUACAACGCCAGCUUAAUGGAAGUUAUUCAUUGUUGUACUCAUUUAGAUUAUUUUUCCUUUUCAUAUCACACCUUUUUGGUUGGUUUCACAGCACCAAAUACAUUUCUCAGGUGAUUUUGGGCACCACAGUCCUGCCCCAAUUGUUCUGAAGAUCUUUAUACUGUUCAGUGGGAUAUUGAGAACAUUGUCGUCGUUCUUCAUGUCCUGCCCAUCUUUUCUUGACGACUUAGCAGUUUUCCUUGCUGCUUUACAGUAAGGGGUUGAAGCACUUUUGUAAAAGUUGCCAAGCAAAUCAGCAUUUUUGCCAUUAACUUCUUUAUAGUAAAUUUACAGUUAGGGGACAGUUGCACGUUCCGCAUUGGUCCAAAGAAAAAUGUA